Caenorhabditis angaria is the source of this 2600-nucleotide messenger RNA. Lineage: Eukaryota; Metazoa; Nematoda; Chromadorea; Rhabditida; Rhabditidae. The record is from the annotation of a GenBank genome assembly.
AUGUCGCUGAGUAAACUUAACAGUUUAACGCGUCUAACAACAAGUCGAAAAAACCAGUUGAUCGCCAGAUUCUUCAGUUCCGACGAGUUCAAAUCACUUUUAGGCCCAUCUGCUGUUCGAAAUCCAUUUGCUGAUCCAUCUCGAGUUCGACAAGUUCCAAUAGUUGCUGUCAAUGUGAGUUUUCUAUUUUUCUGAACAUAUCUGAAAAUGACGUAAUUUUCUACAGCAUGGAAAUGUUUUUGCGCCAUUGCGAGUUCCUGAAGCAACUAAUGAAGCGAUAAAAAUUGAAAAAGAGCCGGAAAUUGUGGAGAAAAUUGUGCCGCCGGAAAUUGUCAAUCCAGAAGUUGUACUUUCUUCGGAUGUACCGAAAGAAUCUCCAAAAGAUGAUGCAUUCUCAAGUCUCAAAGAUUCACUAGGAAAAUUAGAAGAGACUGCAGCUAAAUUGAAUUCCAAUUCAAAUUCUUCAUCAUCAGGAGGAAACGAUGAUCCAAAUCAUUCAGAAGAAGUCGAAAAACGACGACAAAAAAUGGAGAGAAAUACCAGAAUUGGUGGUUUUGUUAUCACUGGUGGAUCAAUUAUCGGUCUCAUUGCAUUUUGUGUGUAUUAUGGUCGAGCAAAGAGAGAUGAAGCUGGAAAUGUUAUUCAAGACGAGUUCAGCGGAUCAAUUUUGGCGCCUUUCUACAGAAUCGUUAAUAGUUUCAAACUUUGGAGAGAUGUGAGUUGUUUUGAAACUUGAUAAAAAUAAUUUCUUCAAAAAAUACAUGCAAAUUUUUCAGUAUGUCGUUGAACCUGCUCGUGAAAUGCUUCUUCCUGAUCCUCUUCCAGCUCCAUAUCAUCAACCAAAAUAUACAAUCGUCAUUGAACUUAAGAAUAUUCUUGUGCAUCCCGAAUGGACCUAUAAAACAGGUUAUCGAUUUUUGAAGCGUCCAGCACUUGAUUAUUUCUUGGAUGUAAUUGGAUAUCCAAAUUUCGAAGUUGUUAUUUAUUCAUCAGAAUCAUUAAUGACUGCUGCUCCAGUUGUUGAUAGUUUCGAUCCAAAACAACGAAUUAUGUACAGAUUAUUCAGAGAUUGUACAAAAUAUAUGAAUGGACAUCACGUGAAAGAUUUGUCGAAAUUGAAUCGCGAUUUGUCAAAAGUUAUUUUCAUCGAUUUCGAUCCAAAAUCGGGACAAUUGAAUCCGGAAAAUUUGUUAAGAAUACCUGAAUGGCGUGGAAAUAUGGAAGAUACAACAUUGGUUGAUUUGGCUGAAUUGUUGAAGAGUAAGUGUUUGAGGAUUGUGAAGGACGUUUUUAAAAAGUAAUUAUUUAUAAUAAAUUUCUCGGGAAAAAUACGGCACCAAGGCGACAUCCUGGGGCGCUAAGGCGACAUUCUGGGGCGCCAAGGCGGGAAGUGCUCUCGCCUCGGCGCUAAAAAGGUGCGCAGAGAGAACGCACCGGCGCUAAAACGGCGCGCGAAGAGACGCACCGGCGCUAAAAUGGUGCGCCAGUGAGACGAAAAAAAUAAAAAAAGGUGCGUGAAGGGGGCAUCGAACUUGGGUCAAAAAAAUGACAACCCAUUCUCUUAUCCACUCGGACACGCUUGCUACAUUUUUAGUGCGGAAAAUUUCGAUGAAAAGAGAACAAGAGUCAUUUGUAUGGUAAAAUAAUGGAUUUUUCAUGAAAAUGUCGCCUCGGCGCUAAAAAGGUGCCGUAAUUUCGGCACCUUUUUAGCACCGGGGCGGCCAAAACUCCUCGACAAUUUUUGUCGCCUCGGUGCUAAAAAAGGCGCCGCAUUUUUCCCGAGUUUAGAUUCAUUUUUCUUGAAGCCACAGGAUAGCAGCUUUUUUCUAGACCCCAAAAAAUUUCUCACACUAUCCGUUUUAUAAAGUAAAUUUUCGGCAAAAACUGUUGCUAUAGAAAAUGGCUCGACUUUGACGACAAAUAUUCAUGAAAUUUUCAUUUUUUAUAUAUUUUACCAAGUGGAUUUUUGCAUUGGAUUGGAACUUUUUUAUAUUAUAGUUCCGGAAUCGCAAUUUUCUUUCAAAAAUUUGGCUAAAAAUAUACAUUUUAAAUUUCAAUGGUCACAACUUGUUCUCAAAAUUCAAGUUCAAAAAUUUUUUGAUUUUCGAAAACACUGCGCGAGUCUAUUUUUCUAAUAAUUAGAAAAAUCCACAUUCUAAUGGGGUUUUCCCAUUAUCCUUAAGUAGCUAACAAGCCAUCCCAUCAAUUUUAAGUAGUUGUGUUUUUCAGCCAUUCAUUUAUCGGACCCCGAAGAUGUUCGCCCAAUGAUUGAAUAUUAUUCACAAUACGAUGAUCCGGCCAAAGAAUUUAGACGCAGAGCUCUUUAUUUGUCACAACAAGUAAGUCUAAAAUAUAUAUAUUUAUUUAUUUAAACAAUUUAAUCUCGCUUGAUUCGAUUUUCGCAUAUUUUUUCAAUAAUCGUAUUUGUUUCACAUGUACACAAUCGAUUUUUUAUUCACAUCAAUCCAAAAUUCAUACAUUUUUGUUUUCAUCACUAUUUUUUCUAGGAAGAACAAAAACAAAAUAGCCCAGACGAUUCCUCAAUGCUCAAACGAUACUCAGGACGAUUAUUUGGAUUCAGAAGACAUGCUUCUGCCUAA